Erinaceus europaeus (western European hedgehog) is the source of this 1925-nucleotide messenger RNA. It is a transcript of the gene SPRN, whose product is annotated as shadow of prion protein. The transcript has a single exon. Gene Ontology annotation, cellular component: nucleus; membrane. Gene Ontology annotation, molecular function: nucleic acid binding. Lineage: Eukaryota; Metazoa; Chordata; Mammalia; Eulipotyphla; Erinaceidae. Bases 20 to 439 code for a protein of 139 amino acids. The record is from RefSeq and is a predicted model, not a curated record. Gene Ontology annotation, biological process: protein import into nucleus.
UUCUGCCCGCAGGUCCGACAUGAACUGGACAGCGUGCUGGGCGCUGCUGCUGGCCGCCGCCUUCCUCUGCGACAGCGGCGCGGCCAAGGGCGGGCGCGGGGGGGCGCGGGGCGGCGCGCGCGGGGGGCUGCGGGGCGGCGCGCGGGGGGCUUCGCGGGUGCGCGUGCGGCCGGCGCCCCGCUUCUCCGGGUCCUCGCUGCGCGCGGCGGCGGCGGGGGCGGCCGCGGGGGCGGCGGCGGCGGGCCUGGCCGCGAGCUCGGGGUGGCGGCGGGUGGGGGGCGCGGGGGAGGCCGGGCUGGACGGCGAGGACCUGGGUGCCGGCAACGGGACGCGCCGCAGCGUCUACAGCUACUGGACCUCGGCGGGACCCGCGGCCGCGCCCGGCCUCUGCCUGCUGCUGGGGGCCGCCCUGGGCGCGCUGGGGCUGCUGCGGGCCUAGGCCCGGGACAGUGACCGCCCACGUCCUGGCCACGCAGAGGGCCUGGGACCGGCCCCGGACAGUGACCGCCCACAUCCUGGCCACGCAGAGGACCUGGGACCGGCCCCGGGACAGUGACCGCCCACGUCCUGGCCACGCAGAGGGCCUGGGACCGGCCGGAGACAGUGACCGCCCACGUCCUGGCCACGCAGAGGGCCUGGGACCGGCCUGGGACCGACCGCCCACGUCCUGGCCACGCAGAGGGCCUGGGACCGCCCGGGACUGACCGCCCGCGUCCUGGCCACAUAGAGGACCUGGGACCCGCCCGGGACCGACCGCCCACAUCCUGGCCACACAGAGGGCCUGGGACCGGCCCAGGACCGACCGCCCGCGUCCUGGCCACGCAGAGGGCCUGGGACCCACGCACAAUGACAACCACAUCCUGGCCACUCAGAGGGUCAAGGGGCCUUCAGCAUCCCCUUCCUGCCGUCCACCUGGGCCAGGGGCCUCCAGCCAACAAGGGGCUGCUGUCACCACUACCCACAGCUCUGCAGAGCCAACGAGAUGCCUAGCAACCCUGGCCCCAUGGACAUGAGGGUGUGGACAGUGCUAGCCCACCUGGACCAGUUACAGGCUGGACGGAGGUCCCAGCACAGACAAGCCAGAGGCGAGGCAGCAGGCCUCAGGUUCUGGAAGGUGCUGACACCCUGAUACUCUGCUGGGCCAACCCCACUGCCAGGCCCCUGGACCUCUGAGGGUGAAGGGGCACCAUGCUGGAGUGAGGGGCAUACCUGAGCCUGGAGCCUUGUUCCAGGACCGCUCAGCUCAGGGAUGCCACACUACAGGACACCUACCUUGCUGGCCAUAGCCCCCAGCCCAGACGCCCGCAGGGGCAGCUUCCCAGUGGGCUGGACGGGCUGAGGCCUGGCCCCGCCUUGGUGAGCCCCUCCCCCUCCCCACCCCAGCUGAACGUCCGUCCAUGGAGGGCAGCAGUGGUCAAAGGGGCCCAGGGUGCAGGCCAGCUCCCGGGGCUCCUCCCCACCUCAGCACCCCUUCCACACAGGCUGUUGGGUCAUGCCGGUCUGGUACUGGCAGGGAGGGUGUACCCCCCCAUUGGGUGCCCAGACCAAACAUUGCUCUAGACACACUGCUGGGCUGCUCCACACUACCAGCACCCACUCCCAGAUGCAGCCAGCCCAAUGCCCCCUCCCCAGCCCCAGCCUGAGUGCCCAGGCCGUCCUGCCUCCAACCCCAGCAUCAAGAAGCCUCUACAGACGACCCUCAGGACAGACCCUGGGCAGCACCCGCUGGCUCCAGAUGGGUGGAGACAGUGCUCUGAGGAGCCAGGGCUGCAAACACUGCCACCAGAGCCCAGGCCUCCUGGCAAAGCCAGCACCCCGUGGAGAAGGCCUGGGGUCUGUUGACCACACUGAGCCUGUGUGCAGCGGCUGGGACCUCCCACCAGUGUCAUCAAAUAAAGCUCCUGUGGCCACGUGCCUCCGUGGAA